Molecule: messenger RNA, 795 nt
Organism: Ogataea angusta
Lineage: Eukaryota; Fungi; Ascomycota; Pichiomycetes; Pichiales; Pichiaceae
Exons: 2
Coding region: 1-795 (264 amino acids)
Source: RefSeq, a predicted model, not a curated record
AUGGAUUUGGCCUUAAAUCAUGAUCUUCUAGACUUCCAGCACAUACUCAAUGAUCUUCAAUACAACUUGUAUGAGUUCAAGCACUUGAAGAUAACAAAAGACACGGACUUGGAGUUUAUCCGUCUAGACACUCAGGCUAAAACAACAGAACUGUACGAAAAACUAGAAGAGCUCGAAAACAUCAUAGCAGCGAAACUUGAUUGCGUGUCUGGAGAUACGUACAAGAACACAGAGUAUCAGUUCGCACUACUUAAGGAGCGUUUUUUUGAUGUGAGAGUGGACUUCAGAGAGUUAUUGCUGUCCUCAAAAUCUUGGACAGUGCAAGACGAAGAAGAGCAAAUUGAUGAGCUGACGAACGAGCCCAUUUUGGAUGAUCAUAACCUAAAAAAACUCACAAAGGAAGAACAGCUGCUGGACAAGAACUCGGCUCUUACGAAUAAACUACAAAGUGUAAAUCAGUUGCUACAGUCAUCACUUUUGGCCAGUGAAAUGAAUAUCUCAGAUCUUGCACAUUCAACAAACUCCCUGACAAACCUAUCGAGCAAAAAGAAAACAGAUUUACAGCUCUUUAUAUAUCUUCUGUACAGUCUGCAUUUGGAUACUAUACAAAAGGAUCUUUCGAAAACCGAUCAGAUUGUUCAUCUGGCUACUAUACAAGACUUUGACUGCGAUUUUCUGGGGCGCAACUUCAUUCAAAGCAAAAGAUCCAAUUGUGGAACUGACAGCAUCCAUGAGGGAUACGAUGAUGGCAGUCACUGCCACGUUCUCGGAACCGAACAGAUCAACGGAAUUUGA